CGUCCACGUCCCCGUCGCAUGACACGCGGAAACGACGCCCGAACGUCACCCGAGCGAAGACUCGCAGCACAGAGGAGCGAGAGAGGAACACGGGUUUUACUGCCAACUUAAAGUUAGUCAAAACUAUAGUUUUACUGAGCUGCUAAUUAGCUAGCAUGCUACCUGGGUAACUUGAUAACUAGUUAACAAUGUCAAGUAAUAAAAUUGUUAACUUGUGGUUUAUGCAAGUAGCUACAUAAAACCGAUCUGGAACAUAGUUUAAAUAUUUCUAUUACUCUUGUGAUUGUUUAAGUUGAAUCUGAUUUAACUGGUUAAUUAAUUAAUUAAAUGAUUAAUUUACGUUCUCAUUUAAUUUGAUUAUUUUUUGCUAACUGCAUCACACCUUGAGCUACAAGUUGCCUUUAAACAAACUUCACUCGAGCAAAUAAACGACCGGAAAUCUUUUGUUUUAAAUUCCCCCGAGAGGAAAGUCGGCCAGAAAUAAUCCACAAAUAAUCCUGCUGCUUUACGAAGCGUUUAUAAACACUUUAUAACCCGAUUCUUCACUCGGACGAGGAUGAGACGAGACGGAAAUCUCUGUUUUUUCACGCGUGAACACUGAAAGUUCCACACUCAGGAUGAUCUCCGGCCUCGCCGUAGCUGCGAUUCUUCUUCUUGUGAUUAGCGUCUCGUCGUUCUGCAGCUGCUUGAAGACGCCAUGGUCAGGCCUGAGCGUUAACUGCAGCUUUCAAGAUCUCGACCGCAUUCCUGAUUUCCCGUCUCACACCACUGAGCUUCAUCUCCAGCACAACCGCCUGGUCACGGUUCCUCCGGGGUUCUUCGACAGGUUUCUAAAGCUUCGUGUGGUGGAUCUGUCGGGGAAUCCCUUCCACUGCGGCUGUAACAUUCAGUACCUGAGAGUCUGGCUCCUGAAGAACCGAGACGUCAUCACGGCGCGUCCUACGUGUUCCACGCCGCCGUCUCGGGCACACAGAGCCAUCGUCAGUCUCGGCGAGACCGAGUUCUCGUCCUGCGUGAGGAACCGGUGCUCCAGUGCAGGUUAUAACCUGGUGUUUGGGUUCCUGCUGUGUGGAAUCCUGGGCUUGUUGAUGUGGAGCCUCCGUCUGGCCAAAGGGCUGUCGUUUACUCUGGGCAUCGGCGAGAAGCACGCCGGCCUCCAGGCCGAAUCCCUGCGCUCGCUCAAACCCAAACACAGAGCCAAGGUGAAGUACUUAGUGCAGUGGGAGGAGGAUCUGGAGACGCCGCUGCUCGACAUGGACAUCCUCCCGCAGAUCAUCGACACGCUCCACAGACACCACAACAUCAAGAUUAAAGAAGCCUGAAUCACACGUUUUUAAUUCUGCUCACGUUUAAGGGUCACGUACCUGACGUGUGUCGUUACUUUACACUCCAGCGCUUCCUUUUUGUUUUUUUUUCUCCAGUGUAACGCAGAUUAACACCUGAACUCGAGAAAGUCCUCAGAUUUCGCCAGAGUUUGGAGAAAACGUAGAAAAUCCGCUUCAAAUUUUAACUAGAAUUUGUAAAAUAAUACUCGUUCCUGAUUCCAAACACCUUAAAACAACUCAUUACAAAACAAAACAUUACACUUAUUCUUUAUUUUAUAAUUAUAAACCCUUACAUAUAUAUAUAUAUAUAAUUAUAUUGUAAUUAUGUAGUUUAUAAUUAUAAUAAUAUAGUUUAAAUAAAACUCUAGUUUUACCUUUAAACAUUCUCCAGUUAUUUUAUUCAAAAUUGUCUUUUCAUAUUUUUAUUUAACGUUUAUUUUAACUUUUCUUGUUUCCUUUUAACUUUUUACUCAGUAUUCAAUUUUCAUAUUUUUCCAAUAUAUUUAAAUAAUAUCUUAAGUUAUUUUAUAUUAUUUAUAUAUUAUUUUAAAAUAAUAUUUUGUCAUAUUUCAAACACCAGUUUUAUUUAACACUUUUUCAUAUUUAUUUUGUUUUUAUUUUCAUAAACACAAGCUUUUCAUAUUUUUUUUUUAACUGUCAUAUUUUAACUUUUUAUUUAAUACUUUUUAUAUUUUUAACUUUUUUAUUUUACACACUUCAGGCAAAACGUUCCCAAUUAUUAUUUUUUUCUGAUCACUACUUUACUUUACUUUUUACACAUUAAGCAAGAAACAAAAAUAAUUAACUUUUUAUUUAUAUAUAUUUUUAAUUCACUUCCUCUCUGAUUUCAUUCCAUCUACAAACUUUUCAGUGCAAAAGUUUGUCAACCUUUUGAAUAGAAAAAAUUAAAAUGUUUCUCAGCUUGAAAGUUAUUUUUGUCAAUAGUUUGUAUUGUAAAAAAGUAGUUUAACGUAAAAAAAAAAAUACGAGAUUAUUUUUUAUUGUUGAGUAACUUCAUCAGAAAUCCUUUAUCAGUAAUUUUUCAGCAGCAAACAAGCUGCAAAACCAAAACGCUGAUCAGACGAAGGAAUGAGGUUUUAACGUCGUUAUUGUGACCGUUCCGUUAUUUAUAAUUUAUAUCAUUUAUUUUAUUUAAUUAGAUAAAUUGUCCUGUUGCCAUUCACACCAGCGUGAGCGGAAAAAAUAACCAGAACCUCGUGAGUGCCAUCCCGAUCCUCCUCCAGCUUUAUUGAUAGUUUAAAAUUACAUUUUCUAUGUUUAUAGGACUUCAGUUGCAUCUUUUCCUUCUGACUUAAAAACAGAGUACAAGCAAAAUGAUUUUUUUUUUUUUUUACAGUAGUCCAAGUGAUAUUGUACAAAAAUAAUAUUUGAUUUCUGUGAAAACAUUCUCCUUUUGCAAAUUAGUGAUAAAUCCACAAGCUUAUUGGUCUUGAUAAUUUAAGAUAGAAAUGAGUAAAAUUAUUUUUUUGGAAUCUUUAGGCAUUUAUGAGCAAUGUCCCCAAAAAAAAAAAAAAGAAAAGAAAA
Pangasianodon hypophthalmus (striped catfish) is the source of this 2870-nucleotide messenger RNA. It is a transcript of the gene gp9, whose product is annotated as glycoprotein IX (platelet). The transcript has 2 exons. The record is from RefSeq and is a predicted model, not a curated record. The coding region runs from base 618 to 1322 and encodes 234 amino acids. Lineage: Eukaryota; Metazoa; Chordata; Actinopteri; Siluriformes; Pangasiidae.